UCACUAAAAAUAUUGCAGAAGUUCAAAAAUAUGCUAUCAUUCGCAUUCGUAAUCAUAUAAUACCUAUCCAUGCUACCGAGUCCUGUUCCCAUUCAGUCUUUUCCAUAAAUACCUUACCCAUACCAUUGUACAACGCCAUAGCCUAAAAACACGUCGACCCAAACUCACCAGUAGCCCGACAAGAAACCAAGCGAGACUUUACCAAAAUGCCUCCCACACUAUCUACCCCCGUAGUCGUAGCGACCGCCAUUAUCAUCAUAGUAUUCACCAGCCUCGUCAAGCUCAUCCUAGCCUUCCUCUUCGAAGUGGCAAACAACAUAGUCUUCGCCUCCUUCAACAACUUCUUCGGCGGCAUCCCACCAUUCCUUUCCCACCUAUUCGCCAUCGUCGAUCUAGUCACAUUAUGCGCCAUUGAAAUUUCUGAUUUGCUGGCCGUUGUUACAUGGUCCACCCUCCCUUGGGUCCUCGCUUAUUUCGUCAUCCGAGACAUUGUGCGAUACUGGGAUAUCUUGAAGGGUCUGUGGACUUCCGGAAAGGUUUCGGAGUCGGAGAAAUAGAGCGGACCUUCUGUUGAGGAUGUUAAGGCGGACAUACUCGGGAAGUAAAAGUCCGUUCCCCGAUGUUUGUGUAUAACGGCGGCGUUUUUGGGCAUUGUCUUGAUGACGCGGGGGCUAAUUUGGCGCAGGAUAUGAGAACGGGAUGGAAAGCCUAGGGUGCGAAACGCCGAGACAUGCAUAUUAAUACAGUUCGUAUUCGCACAGUAUCCUCAUCCAAGAUAGAAA
Hypoxylon trugodes is the source of this 782-nucleotide messenger RNA. RefSeq lists its product as uncharacterized. The transcript has a single exon. Lineage: Eukaryota; Fungi; Ascomycota; Sordariomycetes; Xylariales; Hypoxylaceae. The record is from RefSeq and is a predicted model, not a curated record. Bases 207 to 557 code for a protein of 116 amino acids.